Cuscuta campestris is the source of this 639-nucleotide messenger RNA. Lineage: Eukaryota; Viridiplantae; Streptophyta; Magnoliopsida; Solanales; Convolvulaceae. The record is from the annotation of a GenBank genome assembly.
AUUAAGAAGCUCCAAACACUAUAUAAUUCUCACCUCUUUCCCAAUUUAUUUAUUUAUUUAACUUCGUUUUCAAAUUAAUUUAAGAGAAAAAAAAGAGAUUAUUUACUAGCUUUUUCCUCUGACCUCUUCCUAGCUUCAUUAUACCAUACCUCCGGCCACCGGAAAAAUAUAUACAUUCAGUAAAGAAUAGUAACAAGAGCCCGCUGAGAUCAAUGGAGACAGAGAGCGGUGACGUGGCGGCGGCGGCGGUGUGGGUGAAGGUGGGGGUGUUUGUGGCGGUACAAGCGCUCAUCUAUUUCAUUCUUUCCAAGUCGUCCGAUCUCUUUUCCGGCGGCAGCGGGACGCCGCCAAGAUCCGGAAGCUUCAAGAGGGCUCGCACCCUCAGCAUCCGCCGCAUCGUGGCCGCCUUUUCCGACUUUCCGGUCGGCGUGGACAGCUCACCGGUCUCUGCUGACGACUAAUCCCGUCAACCUUAUCUUAUCGCUUUUUAUAUUGUGUUAAUAAUAAUACGGAAUAUUCUUUGUACGUUUGGUUAUUAUCGUAUCAUUCUUAUUAUGUACAAUUGUUAGUCAAUCAAAAUAGAUACACAUUAUUUAUGAGAAUCUUUAUAUUUUUAGUUAAUAAUUGUCUUUUAUGAUU